Messenger RNA from Caenorhabditis sp. 36 PRJEB53466, 1496 nucleotides. Lineage: Eukaryota; Metazoa; Nematoda; Chromadorea; Rhabditida; Rhabditidae. The record is from the annotation of a GenBank genome assembly.
AUGGAAGAGGCGGGCAAAGUGGAGCUGUACAUAACCUAUCAGGUGUACUGUGCCUCGUGGAAACCGUGUUACGACAUUCGUGCCUCGUCGACCGAAGAGGAGGAUGAGCAGCAGAUCGGCGCGAGCUCGGUGCAACUGUGCUACUACGGACUCGUCGAGCAGAACACUGGCGACGACUGGAAGGACUGCGACAUUGUGCUGUCGACGUGCUCGGCGAGCCUCGGCGGCUCCCCGCCGCCGCUUUCGACGCUCUCCGCAUCACUGUACAGCUCGCGGAGCACGCGGAGACAUCACGCGAGCUCGGCGGUCCGCAGAAAGCCGCCGCUUUCGGUGCCGUCGGAGGAGGACAUGGGCUUCGGCUCGUUCGAUUAUAACGAGAUUGUCGACGCGGGCGCCCUCCACCGCUUCCACACCGGACAGCACAGCCGCAGCAGCGAGGAGAACUCGGUGAGCACGCAGGCGCUCGAGAGCACCGUCUCCACGUGCUUCUCCGUCCCGAGAACCGUCACGAUUCUCAGCAACGCCGUCGAGCACAAACUGCUCAUUUCCAAGGUGGGCUUUCUCGGCCGUGCCUAACUUUGUCCAACUUUCAGAGCGAACUAUCGUGUGCGUUCUCCCACGAGACGGUUCCAUCGCGCUCGACGAGUGCCUAUCUCUCGGCACUCAUCACCAACACCUCGCAACUUCCGCUGCUGCCCGGCGCCGCCGCCGUCUACGUCAACAAUUGUUUUGUGACCAAAGUAGGGUAGUUGUACAGUGUACAUCUGAAGCGCCGGCCCCUCUUUUUUACGUUUCAGACCCACUUGCGUCUGGUCUCGCCGGGCGAGGAGUUUCGCUGCAAUAUGGGUGUCGAUCCGUCGGUGAAGGUCGAGUACAAAACGCCCACAGUGUCCUAUGAACAGGUUUGAUAGAAAAUGAACUUGAAAUAUUGAAGAUCAAAUGAUUUAGGUGGGGUUCAUGUCGAAGAGCACUCUGAUGACACACGAGCAGUUGAUCAGUGUGCGAAGUGCGAAAGUACGACAGAGCGUGAGGAUUACGGUUAAGGAGCAAAUACCGAAGAGUCACGAUGACAAGAUUAAGGUAAAAUCAUAAUCAGUAGGAGUUUUCGAGUCGAGAAUAAAAAUGUAUCAUCCGCAACUUCAGACCCGCCCCAGCUAUCCUUCUCACAAGAAAUUGCGGUUCUAGGUAACGCUCUAUCUCUAGCAGAGCCUACGCUUUUUGGGAUUUUCUGAGCCACCCUUAGAAUUUCUAGGCCACCACCCUCGGGCAUUCCUACGCCACCUCAUCAAAAUGGUAUUCAGGUCUCAAUCGUGUCCCCGGAAAUUAAAAACUCGUCGUCGAAAGCGUCAGCGUCAUCGCCGCCCGACGCUCGUCUCAACAAAGAUCACAAUCUGGAGUGGUGCGUCGUGUUGGCGCCCGGCCAGCACCGACUUUUGCCCGUUCGCUACACCAUCGAACAUCCGGCAUCGGAAUCGUUGAGCUACAAACUCAAAUAA